Hevea brasiliensis (rubber tree) is the source of this 1954-nucleotide messenger RNA. RefSeq lists its product as uncharacterized. Bases 692 to 1645 code for a protein of 317 amino acids. Gene Ontology annotation, cellular component: membrane. Lineage: Eukaryota; Viridiplantae; Streptophyta; Magnoliopsida; Malpighiales; Euphorbiaceae. The transcript is spliced from 2 exons. The record is from RefSeq and is a predicted model, not a curated record.
AUUUUUAUUUCUCUUCUUCUUUCUUUUGGUUUAUUGCUGCCUGCGUUUUUUUUUUUCAAAUUUUAAUUUUUUUGGGUUUUCUUGGUUGUUUUCUCACUCUCACCGGUUUAUCUCCACUGGCCAUAAUCUCUUCUCAAAGCUUAUCUCAUCUUCCCGGUGGAUUCUUGGAUGUUCUCUUUCAGAAUUCCGUUUCUUGAGCUACUACUCUUAGAGUCUUCGUCUUUACUCUUUCACUGUUUAGUUCUUGCGAGCCUUUUUUCGUUGCAGCAGCUGGGGAUCCCAAAAACCCAUCAAUUAUCAUCAGCACAAGUACUGGCCAUACAACGCUUUCUUGCCCAAACAGCGUGAUACCCUUUUGGAUUCAAUCAAAAUGCAGGCCCUUUUCUUGGGCUAUUGAGUCAUCCUUUCUUUGUUCUGCGAGACAUUGCCCCUUCCUAUCCCGAUCUUGCCACAGCGAUCAUGACUCAUUUCAAGAUUCUUGGGUUUCUUGGGCUAUUCAUCCAGUCUUUGUGAAUCAUUGCGGCGUGUUCUGUAGCGGUGCAUGGUUUUAAGAACCUUUCCGCAGUAGAAAUCUUCGCCAUUGGUGGUGUCUUCGUUCUUCGGCGAGAUUCUCUGUGGAUUUUCAACUGAAAAUCUCAUCUGGGUUCAGGUUAAUCUGGUGGCAUUGUGCUGAAUAGUUUUCAAAGCAUCCAUGGGGCUUCUUCGAAGUCUCGUGAUGAUGCUUCUUCGAUUAUGGUUCCUCUGGUUGCCGGUUCACGGAGCUCAACGGCCUAACUCUUCUCAUGAACUUGAUGCUCUUCUCCAAGACUAUGCUUACAAGGCAUUAGCUCCUCCCAAGACUGGCUUGCCUUAUGAUGGGGCUGUUCCCUCAGAAUUGAAUGGGAUAAAGAUUGCAGCAUUGAGGCUUAGGAGUGGCAGCUUAAGGAGGAAAGGUGUUGACAUGUACAAAGAGUUUGUGAUCCCCCCUGGAGUUAUUGAGCAGCCUUAUGUGGAGAGGCUUGUUUUGGUCUACCAAAAUUUGGGAAAUUGGUCUCGGAGGUAUUAUCCACUGUCUGGUUACACUUACCUUGCUCCAGUUCUGGGUCUUCUUGCUUAUGAUGCCUCAAAUUUAACUGCUACUAAUUUACCGGUAUUGGACAUUAAGGCAUCCGAAAAACCUAUAACCAUGAAAUUCUCAGAUGUGAAAUCAGCUCCAGAUGGGUCUAUUGCUAAGUGUGUGUGGUUUGAUUUACAAGGUAACCGAAAUUUUAGCAAUGUGGCAUCUGGCAAUGAAUGUUUUACAAUUCAACAGGGGCAUUUUUCUAUAGUUGUUGAGUAUACUGCCCCUUCCCCAGCACCAUCUGGUGAAGCUCCAGCACCAUCUGGCCAAGCUCCAAAUGUUCCAGGGCCAAGUGAGCAUGGAAAGAAUAAUUCUAAAGUGUGGAUUAUUGUUGGUUCUGUGCUGGGUGGAAUAUUGCUGUUGGUGCUUUUAUCAUUUCUAGUGCUGUGGGUGCAUAAAUUGAAGGAAAGGAAGAAAAUGCAACAGAUGGAGAGGGCUGCAGAUGUGGGAGAAGCCCUGCAAAUGACAUUAGUUGGGGAAAUGAAAGCACCAAUAGCAAUGGUGACUCGAACUCAACCGACCAUUGAGAGUGAAUAUGUUCCCUAACUCCCACCAUUUGUACAAGCUUCCUUUGCCUUUCCGCAGCAAUUCUUAUUCAAGUUCAAUUCCGGUAUUCAGAAAUUCUUCUACUUGCACCUAUUUUUGGUGGUGUCUCCUGCUCACUGCUUUGGUCUUUAGUAGGCUCUUGGUUGUAGUGUCGGUAAUAUAGGAUUUUUGUGUAAAUCUGUUAUCACUUGCAAACCGUUCAUAGAUUUAUGAUUCAUUAUGGUGUGCAUUUAGCCAAAAGUGAUUCUAUAUGUGAUGAAUUUAGUUUUCCCAUAGACAAGCAAUAAAACUGUGGUGCAUUCACUUCUA